Monosiga brevicollis MX1 is the source of this 4535-nucleotide messenger RNA. RefSeq lists its product as uncharacterized. Gene Ontology annotation, molecular function: metal ion binding; GTPase activity; acid phosphatase activity. Bases 1 to 4344 code for a protein of 1447 amino acids. The transcript is spliced from 30 exons. The record is from RefSeq and is a predicted model, not a curated record. Lineage: Eukaryota; Choanoflagellata; Craspedida; Salpingoecidae.
AUGGGGUGGCAGUACUGGAUUAUGGGCCUGGUCCUGGCUGGGGUCUGCGGAAAUCAUCAUGGCUGGCCAGGGGCUGUGGCCAAUGCGUCGCUGCUUACGCUUCAGGAGAAGCUGUUGCCGGCCCACCAGUCUGCUGCUCGGCCACUGCAGCUUGUGGGGCGCGACCAGACCGGCCGGUUGGCAGUGAACCGGUCCAGUUUGCAGUACAUUGCAACAAAUUGGCACGAACCCGUCUAUGUCGUUGGUGUGGUGGGGCCCUUUCACUCUGGAAAAUCCUUUCUGGCGAAUCGUCUUGUCGAUCGCAUGGCCGGCUUUACGCUCGGACCCACAGUCCAGCCCACGACCGAGGGCAUUUGGACAUUUAGCGUGCCGGCCACCGAUGGGCAGCGCCUUCGCGUCGUUGUGUUAGACACCGAGGGCCUGGCUGCCCCAGGCAAUUCUCCCGAUUAUGACGCUGCCUUGUUUGCCGUCACAACCUUGCUGUCAACGCAUUUGGUCUACAACUCCGUUCGAAUCAUUGACGAGGCUGCCAUGGAGUAUCUCGAGGUGCUGGCGCGCAGAGCUCAGCUCUUCCAGUUUCAAACGGCUCUGCGCUCCCAGAGCCAAUUUUCACCUGCCAUGCUCAACUUUCCCAGCCUUACCUGGGUGGUUCAGGACUUCUUCCAAGAGCAGAUCGACGGCGAGAGUCCGGAUGCAUGGCUUCGUCGUCUCAUGGACCAACAGGCAGCACUUGCGCCGGCAGACCUGACGGCUGAUUACAUCAAAGACAUUGAAGCUGUGCAACAGCAUUUGGUCGAGCUCUUGCGCCAGAAGCAUACAGAAACGCCUCACGAAGCUUCGGCCACAUUGAGUGACGAGGCACCCUCUGGCUUGAGCCAGCUCAGCCGUGCCUUGUUGAGUAUUGCUGCUCCCCGGCAGCACUCGGCACCCUCGCAAGCAUUGACACCGGCACAGUUCGUGUUUCUGGUUGACCUGCUCGUGACGACGGUCAAUAACGGAGGCCUAGGUCAGCUGCCUUCGCAAUGGAGCAUGCUGGUGCGGGAGCAAGCUGUUCAAGCUAGAGAACAAAGCCUGCAGGCAAGCGGCUUGGCUGACGUCCUUGCUCGAGCGUUCUUUCGGCGAAUGGUUGAAGACUUGUUGGCUGUACAACCACCAUUGGCUGAACUUCUCUUUGAGCAGCAGUUACAUGAUGCAAAGGCAGCAACGAUCAAAGGGUUUGAACGGCAAAUGUUUGACUUGGACACACGCUUCGCUCAGGAUGCCAUCGGUACUCUGAAGGCCGAACUCAAACUGCUGACCAAGCAGACGACGGAACGUUAUCUCGCCAAAACGCAGGCACACGUGGAGCGCAUCCUGCGGGAGGCCGAAGACAAGUUUGUUGCAAGUUUGGGGGGUCUUAGACAAAUGAUGACGGAGGAGCUGGAUUCGUACUUGCAGUCGAGCAUGGAUGCCCUGCAGAGGCAGACUGCAGGGCAGUUUGCACCAUACGGCUCGAACGGGCGAGCGGCAGAUGUUAAGAGGAUGACCUCACGUCUGUUGGUGGGCAAGGCUGCGGGCAAGCUGCUAGCUGUAAUGCAGCAACGGUGCGAGGUGGCCCAGGCGCGCAACUUGCGCCGGAUUGUAGCGUCCAUGCAACAGGCCACCUUUGCUGCUCUGAUUCAUGCCAAAAAGGCCAUUGCUGAGGUGGGGAUGGUGAUGUGGAGCCAGGAGGAGCUUCAGGUCAAGCAGGAUGCGGUCUUGGCGGAGGCUUUGGCUGUGUUCGGGCGUCAGACCGAUGGAUAUCAUCAGCAUCCUGCUCAUGACCAAGAGAAGACGAAUCUCCUGGCUCAGCUACAAACGCUCGCCUAUCAGUGGCGCGACGAUAACGAGGCCCUCGUGCGGCGGCAUAUCAAGUCCCUUGAGGCAGAGAUUCAGCAGGAAGUGCACGAGGUCUUGGUUCAAGUACAGCUGCCCAUCUCGAUCCAAGAGGAGAACAAGCUAGUGGCUGAGCAAACUCGCCGUGCGUAUCGCAAGUUUCGGAAGGUGGCGCUUCGUUUCGAGGGCAUGCCCAGUUAUAACCAGGGUUUGGUGGCGCUUCAAACACGGUUGGAUGAGCUGGCAAAGGCCUUUGGCGAGGACAACGUGCGGCAGUUGCGCGAGCGGGUGGAAAAGCCUUUGCAGCGGGCGCGCCGCCGGCUGCGCGCACUCGUGGCUGACUACGGCCUGGUAUUGAACCUGCACGGUUACGCACGCACAUAUGCCCGUGAGGAGAUUGGGCAGCGGCUCGAAGCCGAUCACUGUCAGCGCGUGAUUCAGGCUUGGAUGACAGGUAGUGGUCCAGAGAAUGUGGGCGACAUGUUGCGCGAGAACGAUCAGGGACUAUUGAACCUAUCUCUGGUCGUUGGUAUCGCGGGAAUAUUUCUCUUUCUGCUAAUCCGAGUGCUUUGCCGCUCGUCCGUAGCUGCGCGUCCCGUCCGAAUCAAGGCCGAUGUUGCAUCAAAGCACCCUCUCGUCAAAGAGGAUUGGAGCGAAAAAGAGAGAGAGAAAGAGAGAGAGAGAGAAAAGUCAGAGAGAGAGAAAGAGAGAGCGAGAGAGGAGAGGAGAGAGAGAGAGGAGACAAAGCAGAGAGAAGAAAGCCAAAGGAUGACUGCCAUGAGUGUUUUGGCGGUUGUGGCAAUUGCCCUGGUUGCUGCGGUGGCGGCUCGGCCAGCCCGUGUUGCGACCUUGGACCUGAGCAGCCAAGUUCAGCUGAGCCUUAAUGCUACCACCAUCUCAGAUGGUGACUGGGUACAGCUUUCCUGGAGUGGCGUGCCCGAGGCGGAGCGCGCCAGCUGCUGGAUCGGCGUCUUCAGUCCAGAUAAUGUUGAUGUCUCGACCAUUCCCGCAAUCCCAUACCCCGCGACAGCCCCAUGGACUGCCACUGCUGCCCUGAAAUAUCAAGUCUGCUCUGCCGAUCCAAGUUUUGCCAGCACCGGUGCAGGCUCGUACAACUUUCGUCUCUUGGACAUGCGCGAGACCGUCGCUUUUUGGCUCUUUUACAACGGUACCACCAAUCCGGUGGCCGUGAACAAGUCUGAUGUCAUCAGCUUUACGCAUCCUGAGGCUCCGCGCCACGGUGUGCUGGCGCUCACGGCCGACCCCACAGAAAUGCGUCUGACUUGGAACAGCAAGUUCCCGACGCCCGGCUUUGUCAAUUACACCGUCAAUGGCGCUGCGACUGCCGUCAGCAUCCCGGCAAAGGCCUACACCUACACUACGGACGACCUCUGUGGUGAGCCUGGACGGACUCAAGGCUGGCGAGAGCCUGGCUUCUUCCAUACUGCCGUUAUCAAGGGUCUGACACCCGGCACGGAUAAGGUCUCUUACAUCUAUGGUAAUGACCAAUAUGGCUGGAGUGAGACCAAGACAUUUACUGCCGCCAAGAGCGCCGAUCCCAAUGCCGCCCUGCGCGUGUUGGUUGCUGCGGAUGUCGGUGCCACCGAACCGGAUCAUUGCUCUUACCACUGGAUCGAGCCCAAUGCCACCCAAACUUACCAGCACAUGACAGAUCUUGCGUCUAGCGCUGACGUUGUCCUGCACAUUGGUGACAUUUCUUAUGCCACCGGCUAUUCUGCCAAGUGGGAGCUUUUCAUGGCCCAAGCCGAGCCGCUCGGCAGCGUUCUGCCCAUCAUGACUGCCCUGGGCAACCACGAGCAAGAUACUCCCGAUCGUCGGUCAGGCACAUACUAUGGCAGCAACGACUCGGGGGGUGAAUGCGCGCAACCCACCAACGCUCGCUUCCCCAUGCCCGUGCCCUCGCACAACCAGUUUAGCGGCUGGUACUCUUUUGACAUGGGACCCGUUCAUUUCAUCACAAUCAACACGGAACUGGAGGUGGCGCCCGGCAGCGAUCAAUACGAUUUUAUUACGGAUGACAUUGCCCAGAUGAACCGCAGCGAAACGCCGUGGCUCAUCAUGAUGGGUCAUCGCCCCAUGUACUACGUGCGCGAUGAUGUAUCGGCCAUCGACCCCCACUUUCAGGUUCUCGAGUCGCUCAUGUACGAAAAUAAGGUCGAUCUCUUCUUGGUGGGCCAUGUCCACAAUGCCCUGGUUACCUGCCCCGUCUACAACGGCACCUGCGCAAAGUCCAUGGACGAGGAUCUUUUCCAGGGCACUGUGCAUGUAUGCGUCGGCAACGGCGGCAUGUCACUGGACAAGGUCCCCAAGACGGCUCCUGCUUGGGGUGACUUUAUGGCUUCCGAUUGGGGUUACGCGACCCUGGAUGUUGCAAACAAGACUCAUCUCACGAUGUCGUUGUUUGAGGAUUCGACCAAUGUUGAGCUCUAUAGCUUCAGCUUGAAGCGCAACUAUCCUCGAGCUUUGUAAAUAGCGCACGAAUUUUGCUCGUUCCAUCUUCAUCUUCUUGAACCUGAUGAAACUGCUCUGUUCUCAAUCAGCGCUGUCGCGUGACGGUUGUGGAUACAAGGGGGCGUAAGAAAUAUUGUCUGUUAUCUGUGCAACCAUCUCUCUGCUGCCUCUUGGUAUUUCAGGAGCAAUUCAAGACCGGUUCAUGCGCC